Onychostoma macrolepis is the source of this 3724-nucleotide messenger RNA. It is a transcript of the gene dpf3, whose product is annotated as double PHD fingers 3. The coding region runs from base 111 to 1286 and encodes 391 amino acids. NCBI's taxonomy places the organism in Eukaryota, Metazoa, Chordata, Actinopteri, Cypriniformes, Cyprinidae. Gene Ontology annotation, cellular component: nucleus; nBAF complex. Gene Ontology annotation, biological process: nervous system development. The record is from RefSeq and is a predicted model, not a curated record. The transcript is spliced from 12 exons.
GCAUUGUAUUGGUCAGACUGCCGGACACUGAGGUCCGUAUUGGCUGCUUUUCUUUCACAAGGUUCCCAAAGAACUCAGAGAUUUGGAAUAUUGGGUUACAGUGUGGCAAAAUGGCGACUGUCAUUCAGAAUCCGCUGAAAGCGCUCGGGGACCAGUUCUACAGGGAGGCCAUUGAGCACUGUCGCAGCUACAAUGCCCGCUUGUGUGCGGAGCGCAGCGUACGCAUGCCCUUCCUGGACUCUCAGACGGGCGUAGCUCAGAACAACUGUUACAUCUGGAUGGAGAAGAGGCACCGGGGGCCAGGGUUGGCAGCAGGUCAGAUGUACACCUACCCAGCGCGUUGCUGGAGAAAGAAGAGGCGACUUCACCCGCCACUUGACCCCCAGCUUCGCCUUUGUGAACUCCGACUCGAGGCUGAGCUGAUGACCAAGAGAGAAGCCCCUGCGACAGAGGCCACGGCCCUGGAGGCACUGUUACGUGGUGAUGGGAUCUUGGACAAGAGGAACAAUAACUCCAAAGAGGAAGAGACACUACUGGAAAUUCAGAGGGUGCUUGAGGCAGAUGAAAAUGGGGAUGGUUUCCAUGACGAUGAAGAUUUUGAAGUGGACACACCAAAGAGGAAGCAUCGAAACAAAGGCAGGGGUCGAGGCUCUGGGCGCAGGCGAACAGAGGCAGCGGCCAACGAUGAUCAGGAUAAACCCUACGUGUGUGACAACAGAUACAAACAAAAGCAUAACUCAAAAACCGCUGACUCAGUUUGCGGGAAGCGUUACAAAAACCGCCCUGGACUAAGCUACCAUUACACCCAUACUCAUCUUGCUGAAGAGGAGGGUGAGGAAGAACGAGAAACUGAAAUCCCCCAAUCUCCUCCUGUCCACCACGAGAAUCAUAAGCCACAGAAAGGGCCUGAUGGUGCGAUCAUCCCUAAUGACUACUGUGACUUCUGUCUGGGAGACUCAGGCUCUAACAGGAAGACAGGCCAGGCUGAGGAGCUGGUUUCCUGUUCAGACUGCGGCCGCUCUGGCCAUCCUUCAUGUCUGCAGUUCACAGACAACAUGAUGCAGGCUGUUCGGACGUACCAGUGGCAGUGCAUCGAGUGUAAAUCCUGCAGUCUGUGUGGCACCUCAGAGAACGAUGAUCAGCUUCUGUUCUGUGAUGACUGUGAUCGGGGAUACCACAUGUACUGCCUGAAGCCUCCCAUGACACAGCCACCUGAGGGAAGUUGGAGUUGUCAUCUGUGUCUUGAUCUGCUGAAGGAUAAGGCAUCUGGUUUCGGAGAGCCGUAAGCAUUGUGAGAAGGUUCUACACAGAUACACACACAGACACGCACAGCAGACUCAGGAUGAAUGUUUGUCUUGGUUUUGCUCUGUAGUUCUCCUCCUGUAGUAGUGUGCAGUGGAGUCUUCCUCUACCUCUGUGUUACAAACAUUUUUCUCAACCAAGUCUAGGCAAUCGGUAGUCUACCUCACAUCCUGCUCACUAACAAAUCUAAAGGCAGGUUUGAGUCCAGAUUGUCCAAUUACCUAGAAACAUGAGUCGUUUUAUAUAUAAAAAGUACUUAGUUAAAUAGCAACACCAGCACAAUAACUAUAAUAUUACAAAUGAAUGAAGUGAUAAUCAACCUCUUAUACACACAUUCUAAGCUAUUUUUAACAAAUAGCAGAUUUUUAGAUCAAGUUAUCUGCUGUUUCUUCUCUACGUGCAACAUGAACUUACUCAGAGACACACACCAGUGGUAUAAAGCAAAAUCCUUUUCAUUUAAGUCUGUUUCUAUUCACUUUAAUCAUAUUUUUAAUGUGUCUAUGAUGUUUGUAAGCCCACAUGAUUUCUAGCAAUGACAUUUUUGGCUCAUAACAAGAAACUGUUUGAUGUAAAGAGGAUAAAUGUGAUUAGUAUCUCAUCUUUCUUACUGGGAUCAUCAUUCAGGUAGUCAUUUAGAGCAUAGUAUCUAUGAGUUAUUGUGAAAGCAAUCUUGAAACUUAAUGGCAAAAAAUAGUUUUUCCAUGUAUUGAAGCAGCACUUAGCUUUGACUUCAGGACUGGAAAAUAAUACUGUUGAGUGUCUUCAUUUGUUCUUUUACAUAUAUAAUUUUGCAGACAAUCGUGUGGUUGGUAAAUGACAUGAUAGCCAUCAUAUAAUGCUUUUCCUUGUGCUACGAUAGUACUUGCAUGCUUUGUUUUGCCUUUUCAAGCCAGCUUUUUUUCUCUAGGUUACAUUUUGUAAUUAUUAAAUGUGAAUGCAUUAGACUGUUUAAUCUUUCGUUACAUUGUGUCGGACAUAUCUGGUUAUGCUCCAGGAACAUUCCAGUUUUGUGUGUCCUAGAACCUUCUAUUGUUUCAUCUGCCUGUUUGGAGCCCUUCAUACCUCUCUGAGUGAAACAUCUGUUCACUCCAUUUUGUAUUUCUUUGCUCGUGAUAUAUUAGCAUUUCUAUUUCCAUCUGGACAUUCUCUCAUGUCAUUCCCACCUCCUUCACCUGUAUAAUACAUUAGAGGCUCUAUUUUCAGAGCCAAUUCAUCAACGCUCUCCAGAUCUUGUGAUCUGUUGAAUAUUUUAGCUAUGCAUUUUUAUCUAUUUUAAAGGUCAUCUACAUCACAUUUACAUUUGUUUUUCAGUUUAAAAAAAUUAUUAAAGCUUCCAAAAUCAAACUAGUUUGAUGAUGUUUAGAGUCCAUUCAUAUAACCAUAGUUAGGCCUUUGGAAUAAGACUUUUGUUUAGAAAAAAACAAAACAAAACAGACAGCUGAUACAUUAUGACUUUUCGCACUUAAAAUUGUUAACCCAUUCUAAAUAUAAACCUUCAGGUACCUUUUUUCAUGUUUUGUAAUAGACUGUACAUUUGUAAACCCCGGGUUAAUGUUCUUUUAUGGAUAUUUGCCUAUAAUAUGAAUAUUUAAUGAGCAGGUGCUAUUCAGGGUUAUGAUUGGUUAUUUUUUGCUAAACAACUACCAGUUAUAUAGAGUGCAGCAGUCAAAAUAAAAAUCCAAAUCCAUUUUCUCUGUACGGGAACUGAUUUUUAACAAUUUUAACUUAUAAAUUGCUAAAAAAAAAAGAAAAAAAAGUGAGGUUGUUAAAUGAUGGUAUUUGGUGGUAUGUUGCUAUCCUCAUAUACCACCAUAUACCAUACAACAUUAUCCAUGAUUCUGCAAAGCAAAUUGCACCAAAAAGACCCCUUAUUUAGUUUUAUAUUUCUCCAUUGUUUUGUCAUUUGAUUGACUCGUUCACAAUGCGUCAUGGGAUUAUAGUUUUUAUCCUCAUUAAAGCUGUCUGGUACCAGUCUUGUACCUUUGGCUUCAAAUCAAAGUUUGUUAUGUUCAUAGCUUAUAAUUCUUUAAUGAGAACUACAAAUCCUAUGGGAAAAUACUAUCUGAACCAAGGGCACUUAAAAAAGUGGACGGGCACUGUUGCACUCCUUGAAAGGGAAUUUAACUCAAGAUGUUUUGCUCCAGGCUUCAUAACCCACUGCUAAAUACCCUUCUAAAGUAAAAGUGCAAUACUUUUCUUUGCCCAGGGUUGAAAGCAAGCUUUAAAAGACGAUAACCCGGGGUUAAGCUAGAAACAGCUCCAUUAUACCAACUUACCAACAAUGACAUUUCUUGUAUAUAAUCAUCUGUAUUCAAACACAAAUGUUGACUUUUUAAUCCUUUGCAAUCACAAGAAUCGUUUUGUACUUAGUUUUUUAUUAUUAUUAUUAUUUCUUGUCUUUUACUUUUAUCCUUGUUGUAAU